Molecule: messenger RNA, 1575 nt
Organism: Homalodisca vitripennis (glassy-winged sharpshooter)
Lineage: Eukaryota; Metazoa; Arthropoda; Insecta; Hemiptera; Cicadellidae
Exons: 2
Coding region: 804-1265 (153 amino acids)
Molecular function (GO): nucleic acid binding
Source: RefSeq, a predicted model, not a curated record
GUGUCUAUAAAAGAACUCCGGGGUUUAAAAAAUUAAUAUUUUUAAAACUAUAAAAGAUAGCAACAUUUGAUCAAUUCCUUUGAAACAAGCAGCUCAAAGAGUUUUACUCAUACCAAUUGGGAAUGUUUCUCUCAACAGUUGGCAGCACUGCGGAGCGUUGACCUUGAAAUGACGUAGCGGCUGCGGCAGGCAGUCAGUGUCGUCUGGACUGCCGCGCUAUGGCGACCCCUCAACAAAAGGCUCAGUGUGUUAUUUAGCUCAUAGAAACUAAUUCUGUUGUUACUGUACAAAGAAACUUUCGACGUAGCUAUGGUGUUGACCCGCCUACAGACAAAACAAUUCGUCAGUGGUUAAGUGCGUUCAAGGAAACAGGAAGUGUUUUGAAGCAAAAGUCGCCGGGUAGGCCGCGUGUGUCUCAAGAGAAUGUAGACAGAAUCCGAGCUUCAUGCACUCGAAGCCCUAAGAAAUCGGUAACAAGACGCAGUCUGGAAUUGGGGUUACCAAGAUCAACAGUCCAUAAGGUAAUUCAUAAAAGACUUCGUUUAACUGCCUAUAAGAUUCAACUUUUACACCAUAUCAAACCGGCAGACAAGGUUAAGAGAUUCGACUUUUCUGUUUCCAUGCUGGCUAAAAUUGAUGAAGAUAAUGAUUUUUUUUAAAGUGUGGUUUUUAGUGAUGAAGCUACUUUUUAUGUGAACGGAACUGUAAACAGACAUAAUUGCAGAAUUUGGGGUUCACAGCCGCCCCAUGAGUUUAUUGAGUACGAACGUGAAACGCCCAAAGUGAAUGUUUGGUGUGCUCUUAUGCAUGACAGAGUCAUAGGCCCCUUCAUUUUUGCCGAAAGGAAUAUCAAUGGUGAUGUCUAUUGUGACAUGUUAGAGGAGUAUGUUUAUCCUCAGUUGGAUGACAUUGAGGCGGAGAAAGGUUUAGUUUACUUCCAACAAGAUGGGGCGCCGCCACACUUCAGUUUGCGUGUGCGUGAGUCACUGGACGCUCGUUUCGGUAACAGGUGGAUUGGAAGGGAAGGACCUAUUCCAUGGCCACCAAGGAGCCCUGAUAUGACUCCGUUGGACUUUUUCUUCUGGGGGCAUAUCAAGAAUCUUGUUUAUGCGGAGAAAAUUCGAAAUGUUCGCCAUCUCAGGGAACGAAUAGUGAAUUGCGUGGCGUCCGUUCCCCCAGACAUGCUCGCCAGGACAUGGGAAGAGGUAGAAUACCAUUUCGACGUGUGCCAUGCCACUAACGGAGCUCACUUUGAACUUUACUAAGUUGUUAAAAAAUCUUGAAAAUGUAAGCUUUCUAAUCAUGUAUAAAACAUGUAUGUACGUUUUUUACUUUAUUAAAAUAUUUUGUCUUAAAACCCCGGAGUUCUUUUAUAGACACCCCGUAUACUAACAGUUAGUCUAAGACAACCCUGCCACUACAGAAAAUGCACAUUGUCACCUCUAGGAUUAAACACUAACUACAGUGCUGUAUUGCGUAAAAGUAACAAAAAAUUAAAAACUGUGCGAAAGUAAUGUGUAGUGUCAUCUUGUGUAGCAGCUUUGAUCUGUGAAGGAAACAGGAUUUUUCCGGACA